AUGGAGUUCUGGGGGAAGCCACUUAAAGUAAUUCCUGAAGAAGACACCCUUGUUCACAUAUCUCAGGCAUCUCUUGGGGAAUGUAAAAACAAGAAGGGAGAAACUGUUCCUUUGUAUGUGAAGGUUGGAAACCAGAAACUUGUUUUGGGAACUCUUUUAUCUGAGAGUAUCCCUCAGCUUAACUGUGAUUUGGUGUUCGACAAGGAGUUUGAGCUUUCCCACAACUGGGGGAAAGGAAGUGACUACUUUGUUGGAUUCAAAUCUCCCAACAUCGAAUAUCCUUGA
Molecule: messenger RNA, 285 nt
Organism: Arabis nemorensis
Lineage: Eukaryota; Viridiplantae; Streptophyta; Magnoliopsida; Brassicales; Brassicaceae
Source: the annotation of a GenBank genome assembly